Miniopterus natalensis is the source of this 9021-nucleotide messenger RNA. The record is from RefSeq and is a predicted model, not a curated record. NCBI's taxonomy places the organism in Eukaryota, Metazoa, Chordata, Mammalia, Chiroptera, Miniopteridae.
GCUGGUGCAGAGCGGGGCCCCCGGCCGCGUGCAGCCGAGCGCGGUCCCCAAGCAGGCGCCCUGCCUGCUGCGUCCCAGCGAGUUGACUGCAGUUUCCGAAGUUGGAGGGAGCCGUGCGGACGGGAGGCCAAGGAGGAAGAGAGAACCCUCGCCGCAGCGUUUCAGAGGGACAGCUUUGCCAGAGUUGUGAAUAGUUACUUGGACAAAGUUUCCUCCAAGACAGGUUGGACUCUGCAAGCGGACGCGGCCCUCACCCUGAUGUCACCAGCUCUGCAGGACUGACUGACUGACCAGCCGCUGCCACCUCCUGCUCCCGCCAUGGGACCCUCCGGGAGCCUGCUGGGCAGUGGACACAUGCAGAUUGUCCUGUGGGGAAGUCUGGCAGCUGCCGCCACGUUCUUCCUCAUCACCUUCCUCGUCUUCCUGUGCUCCAGCUGUGACAGAGAAAAGAAGCCAAGACAGUACAGUGGAGACCAUGAGAACCUGAUGAACGUGCCGUCGGACAAGGAGGUGUUCAGCCGCUCGGUGACCAGCCUGGCCACGGACGCUCCGGUCAGCAGUGACCAGAACGGCGCACUCACCAACGGGGACAUUGUCUCGGAAGACAGUGCGGUGACCUGCAUGCAGCAUUACGAGGAGGUCCUGACCUCGGCCUCCGACCUGCUGGACUCCCAGGACAGCUCGGGGAAGCCAAGGUGUCACCAGAGCCGGGAGCUGCCCAGAAUCCCCCCGGAUAGCGCCGCGGACACGCUGGUCAGUGCCAGGAGCCUGGACGGGGACCCGGGGGUGGGGACGGAAGGGCCCUACGAAGUGCUCAAGGACAGCGCGUCCCAGGAGAACGUGGUGGAGGACUGCUUGUACGAAACGGUGAAGGAGAUCAAGGAGGUGGCCGCAGCCGCGGCCCUGGGCAAAGGCGCCGGCAGCCGGGCCAAGGCGGCCUCCGCCCCGAAGGAGCUCCCGGGGCCCCGGGCCCCGGGCAGGGGGGACUUCGCUGAGUAUGCCUCGGUGGACAGGAACAAAAAGUGCCGGCGGAGUGCGAACGCGGACAGCGUCCUGGGGCCGUCCCCUGACCCCGAGGAGGAGGCCCCGCCUCCCGUGCCCGUCAAGCUUCUGGAUGAGAAUGAGAACCUGCAGGAGGACCGGGGGGCAGGCGACGAGCAGGCCCCGGAGGCGGCCCACGAGGCCAGCAAGAGAUUUAGUUCCCUGUCGUACAAGUCCCGCGAGGAAGACCCGACUCUCACAGAAGAAGAGAUCUCGGCCAUGUAUUCAUCUGUAAAUAAACCUGUACAGUCUGCAAAUAAAUCAGGACAGUCGCUUAAAGUGCCAGAGUCCAGCGACACCUCCACCCCAGGAGCUGCCCGGAGGUCCCCGUCCUCCUGUAAUGACCUCUAUGCGACUGUUAAAGACUUCGAGAAGACUCCCAGCAGCUUCAGUGUGGUGGCACCGGCAGGGAGACCCCGGGAGGAGCCCGAGCCCGACUACGAGGCCAUCCAGGCUCUGAGCAGAGAGGAUGGAAAGGCCAUCCCGGGGACCAACGGCUACCACGGCCCCUCCCCAAAGGAGAAUGACUACGAGAGCAUCGGGGACAUGCAGCAAUGCAGAGACAUCACCAGGCUCUAGCAGCCCCGAGGACAGCCCACCCCCAGCCUAGGACCAGCUGUCUGGGGACAAGAAGACAAGGAGCGCUGUCCCUUCCACGUCACAGGCUGCCUCGGCGGCUGAGGGCAGUGAAGAUGCUGGGACGGUUGCUCAGCUUUGGGAACAGGAAGGUGCACACCUGGCUGCACCCAGGGCGCCCCACCCGGUGGGCUCUGCCACACCCUAGCCCAAGCCCCCACGUCCCCGUGACCUCUGGACAGGUCCCAGGCUGUCCCCGUCUAAAGACUGCAUUCAGAAGAGCCAGGUUUCCUUCUUUCCUGCCUUGUGGCUGUCAGCUCUGUUCCCCUAGAAAUCUCCCCAUCUCUGCUGGUUCCUUCCAAGGAAAUUCACCCCCAGGGCUUGGCCUUUGCCUUCAACGUAGGUGUUGUCGGAUGGUAAGAAACCACCACGGUCGCUGCUACCGUCAGGUCGCCCAUCGUCUCCUGGGGACGCCCGCCAGGGUCUUGGGCCUUCAUGCCUUCGGAUCCGGGCACUCCACGUCAGCAGCUUCUCCCAAAGGACUUGAAGUCAUUUUUAGAUGCUUUAUUUUAUUUUUCUAGCCAAAACGUUCCCCCUCCCCCCAGUAUUUGAAACAUCAGAGCCUUUGCAGUAUUGGGGUGAACACUGUGGUACCCUCUACACUUGUUGGAGCCCGGAGCCCAUUCCCCCGAAACGCGGCUGGAUGGCCCGUGACCGCGCCUGAAGGGCCUGGACUAGAUACCAGCGUUUCUGGCGAUCUGUGGGGCCGCACCAGCAGCAGGGGCCCUUAAAUUAGCCGCUACCCUAAGGUAAUCUAGCUGGGGUUAAAAUGUAAACAUUUAUUUUUGUUAUAUAAAUUUAUAAGAUGUUUUAUGUUUAACGCCUAAUUUCUAGAAAGUGCCAGAAAAAAUGUAUAUUAACUAUUUUGAUUUUAUGUACAAUGAUUUAUACUCUCACUUUGAAAAGACACCAUAAAGCACAUAAGCUAGGUGGUUACUAGUCAUUAUCGUUUUUCUAACCAAGUGUUUAAAACAUUGAAAGCUUUUAAAGACUCAGACUUUACAAAUGGUACUUGGAGCUCCUGGUCAAAAUCAUCUAGCUCUUGCAGAAGUCAGUGGAAUAACCAGAAAUGGUCAUUGCCAGUGGUCUGUGAUGGGAAAUAUUGAAAAUUUUGAAAUGGUAAAAAUGGAAAGAAGAACAGGAUGUGACUAAGGGUGACUGAGUUUUUACCUCCACGAAGGUGUAGCUCCUGAGGUUUGGUUCCAUUUUGAAGAAGACGGUGAGCAACUCUGUAGUCCAGUACUUGCAAAUCUAAAUGGUCUAUUGGUAUCCCCCCCCCCUUUAUUUGACAAAAAUCAGUGUUUGUAGUAACUCAGAUUGAGAGAUCAGCCUGGUUUAGAUUUAAUCAUCUCUUUAGAUUUUAAGAGGCCAACUUUAGGGACUUGUUCACUUUUUAAUCUAAAAGGAACCCUUUGAAGUGCUGUUGUGCAGCGCAGGCUACAGAGAGGGAGCAUUCCUCCCUGUUCAGGGGGAAACAGAGAGACAGGUGAUUAUUCCACGCCACCGUGAGACCUCUGACUUUGCAGAUCGCAUCGGCUUGCUGCUGUCACUCGUUAUGACAAAGAAUGCCAUUGGGAGGGGGAAGCAUUUGAAAAUGGUGAGGACCAGCUGCUAGCUGCUGGCUGCUGGCUGGCCACUGCUCUGAAAUACGUUUCUGAAAUUGUAAAGUGAGCUCUGCCGGGGCGAACUGGUUGUUGUCAUUAUUUUUCAAGCAGCCUGGUCUCUCGCAUCAAGACUCCGCGUACGUGAGGACGCUCACCAUUGAUUAGAAGGUCACAGCAGAACGCCCUUAGAUCAGGGAGUUUAUCGGGGCGCUGCAAGACCCUCGCCUCUGAAUUAACGUCCUGCAUAGGCCCUGUUUUGCCUGGUGUUUUCGCUGCUUAAUAUUAAUGAGUUUGACUCAACAGUGUCUGUGUCAUGGGGUUCCUGUUGUGCAUGGUGAUAACCACGCGGCCCACCUGGCCCUGUGCGGGCAGAGGUCACAUCCUUAAUGAGCACUUGACCGCCCCAAAGUUUAUUGUGUUUCUUAUUUGUUGCCAGGGAAGUGGGUACCAUCUCUAAGGUGUAAAACCAUUUCGAGAGAGAGAGGCUCUUUAAAAAUAGUCAUAUCCCCUUGAAAUUUUAUUAACAGAGUUUCCCCCAGAAAUGUUGAAAUAUAGGCUGUGCAAUGUAACCAGAAAAGAUGCACUGGCAUCUCCCUCCAGAUUCGAGAUCCAGUGCUAAGAAUGGCUGGGAUGGAAAGAGCUGUGAUGUCCUGUAAAGGAGCUGUGAAUCCUCCCGUACAGGCCGAAAGAGGGUGAGGGUCUGAGGCGGGCAGGGGCGCAGGUCAGGAGAUGGCUGUUCUGUAGACCACCGGCACCCGAUCGCAGGCUGUUUACUGAUGCGUCAUCACUGUUUUGACCUUAUAGUUCAGGAUUUCAUAAAUAAACUUACCUUGCCUAAAAACAGGAUCUAUGUCUUUGUUCAGAUAUUUUUAACAUUUACAAGAAUUUUUUCUGCUGCUUUUACUAUUUCUCAAAUACAGUCAGCAGGAACGUAUGACCUGUUUCAUGUGAAAUGUUUGAGGAAAUUUUAAAUUUGAGAAAGUCAUUUUUGUAGGUGUUUUCCUCGUGGAUUUGUUUCCUGCCCUGCACUGAAUUUCACUGUCAGUUUAGUAAAGCUUUUGAAGGUGCUGGUGUCCUUUGUGGGGAAAAGCAAACUACUGAUUUAUUUGCCCUCAAAAUCCAAGAGUUCAAAUUGAGAGCUAAUUAGCAAUAGGUAGUCAACACAAAGAAAUAAACCUCAACAUGUCACUAUGUCUUUCUCACAUUGGAUUUUCAUUUUUCUAAUUAGAGCAUUUACUAACUUUAACCAGUAACAAACUAUGUGUGUGUUUGUAUAUAUAUAUAUAUAUACACACACACACACACACACAUACACACACACACACACAUACAUAUAUACGUAUGUGUUCUGGUGCUUAAUUAAUUAGGACACAUCCUAUUAUGCUAUGAUGUAUUUUGAAUGUUUUUUUACCAGUGUGAAGACUAUCAUCAGAAAAGCAGAACAGAAACAACAAUUCUCCAAUAGUUUCCGUUUGGUGAUUAUCGGAAAAUCUUCCCAAGUUGCUCUCCUUUAAUUUUUCUAAUGAAUAAAUUCAGAUUUUAAAUUGUGUCCAUAAUUCUUUUAGCUGAACAGCAGUGGUGUUUUCAAUAGUUUGAUUAUCCAUGUGACUCAGACAGGUGAUGGAGAAGAUACUUGGCCAAGAGCUCCAGGAGCCGCGUGAGCCAGGAUGUGGUCGCAGCCAGGUGGCCCCACCAGGUAGAAGCAGAGCCCGCUCUCCCGUGGGGCCGCUGUCUUGCACUGUCUUCAGAAACCACAGAAUCCGCAGGCAGCGGCCGGGUCUGACGUGUAAAGUGAUUGCUCUGAGCUGAUGACCCGGCCCCUAAUCUCAGAGCUUCAGUGCAAGACUUCACUGGACUUUGUAAAUGAGUCAGCGACAGUUGUCAGUGCUCCUUGUUCUAAGGUGACUCCGUGGGAUCUGGCGAUGCCAGGCCCCUGCGAGCGCUGAUGUCUGGUGCCCGGCCAGCUUUGCCUCGGCGGCCCGAAGCCCAGUAGGUACUGAUAGUAGUUUCCUGGAAGUCUUGACAGGCUCAUUGUGCUGUGUAACUGGGCAAAGCUAACGUGUAAUGUGUACUGUUAAUAAGUGACUGAUGUGAAAAUUGGAACGUGUGUCUGUGAUGUUAAAUGCGGCUUUGUUCUCAAUGGAGUCGAAAUGCCUGGGCCUGUGGCAGUAGUUUCUUGCUCUGUGUUGUAUCUUUUCUUCCAUGCAUUGUUUCUGACUGUGGCAUAGACAAGGUGUACACACUUAGAAAGUGUUUCACUUAAAGAGAUCAGCCCAGGAACCAUGAUAAAUGAGAGUCAUCAUCCGAAUUACCGAAGUAAAUUAAACAAAAUCAUGGUCCAGGAGAGAAGGCUCUUAAGUGCUCAUUUGAAGUUUGUUUACAUCCAGUCUGUAAUAUUUAUAAAGCAUUUCAUUGGUUUUCCAGUUCUUUCAUUUAACUAAGAAACGGUAGUUCAGAUUCCUCUUCAUGCCAGAUGAAAUGAGAAAUGCAAUUUUUGUUAAAAAGGCAAUUUUUUCUAAGCAUUCAAUUUGGUAAUCAUUUAUCUUAAUGCAGUUAGGUUAGAUUUUUCUUUGCUCUCCGAUUGUAUACUAUGGGUAUUUUUAAAAAUGUAUUGGGCUCUAGGUGACUCAGAUCACCCGUGUAAUGGAUUUUAAAGGCUGUUAAUUGUUAUUCCUCAGACUUCUCUAUAUGUUAAAGUUACAACAGUAAAUGUUGUGAUGUUGUUACCUUUAAAUAAUUGUGUUGUAUUGACAUGCCUCAUGUGUCCAGGGGAAAUUUGAAAUACAGCUAAACAAAUAGGAAUUUGCAUUUCAUUGUUCAUGCAUUUUUUUCCUCAAAAAAAUAGUUUCCCAAAAAGUGACUUAUUGUCCGUUAGGCCGUCCUGAUCGGCUUCAAAGUACUCCUCUUACUCAAAAAUAAUUCGUGACACUGGCUGCCAUUUUGACUCAGUGUCUCACAAGGUGUCUGUCGUGGUCAAAUGUAAUUCACAAAUGAGUAGGACAGUUGUUUUCAACAUUGGGAAUUUUAAAACCUUAGUUUUAGUCCAGAAAUAUCUGAUUGGCUUCCUCAGCUUAUAAUUUUUCCCUCCCUGACUCCAGUUUAAAGAUUGUGGGCAGGAAGGCACCCUUUCAUCCAGCCUCCCUUGGGCUCCUCCUGCACAGGUCACCUCCUGUCACUCUGCGCAGCACGACCCUGGGCCUUUUCCCCACCCCAGCCCCUCUGCUGUUCCCAGGAUGGUUUUCUGCCCGGCGGGCUGCCCAGGUAAAGCCACAGAUCCUCCCGGGGGAGCAGAUGCUCAGGGGUCUUUGUCGUGAGCUUUGCUGGACCAGGUACAUGCUUGUCCGCAUCUCUCAUGAGAACUUUUAAUAAAUUGUGCUGCCUGCUCAAACAGCCCCGUGUCUCCCAGGGUCCCAGUGAAGGUAGAUAUUUGUGACAGCAGGCCAGUAGGUUCCCAUAAAGUAGGAUGCUGGUUAUUUUAAGGGGAAAAGCCCUUUCUGGUAAGAAGUAAUCAUUUAUAAAACAAACUGAGUGUAAGAUGUUUUAGCCAGGGAGCUAUUCCCCCCCCUUCCCCUGGGACAUACUUCGUAUGAGUUAUGUUAGCUCCACCCAGCUGGAGCUGCUCUCCCAGGUCCCGAGGAAACGAGUGUUCCAGCAUCGAGCUGGAGUUACCUGGCCAUUUCUAGGCAAAUGCUGAUGGAGUGAGAAACCAGCCCCUGUGAGGCCUAGGCCAGGUGGAUAGUGACACUGUGCUGAGGGUCUGGACACUAAGGAUCUGCCACCAUUAGUUUUGAUAGUUUAGUGUUGUCAUUUGAAGUUCACUCUACGUGAACUUAACUCCAUACUUAAUUAUUUGAAUGGAUAUCCUAGAGUGUAAUUUUUUUCCAAAUUAGCAGAACAGAUAGCUGCUCAUUCUCUUUAUACAUUUAAUUUUUAAAAGUCCACCCAAUAUACCAAUUUGUCACCCUUAAUAGGACAAUUAAGGUGAAAAGAGAGACCAGCCUGUUCCCCUGGGGCACUCCAGAACUGUCUGGUUGCAAUGUCUGCUUUUGUUUGUUUGUUUUAACUCAGCAAGUUGGAAACCAUGAGUUUAAAACAAACUUCCCUUGUCCUUUCUUAAGCUCAAAGAGAAUUUUUUUAACUUGAGGUCCCCAUUGAGGUAGGAGAGGCUCCCCUGAUAGCAGUGACCUUCCCUAACCCAGGAGACUGACACCAAAGGCCUGAGCCUAUCUGUAAGAGAUUUCAAACAUUCCUUUGACAAGUUUUUAAUGUAUUUUUAAUGUGAAACCCAUAAAUGAACCUGCACGAUGUUCAGGACCCACCCCAUGAGCUUGCUUACCUUUUUUCAAUGUAUAAUUUCACACAGGCUUCUCUUGUGCUUCCAGGAGCUGUACCAGAAAGCAAAUUCCUGGGGCUGCUCCACAGAGCUCUGAGUGUCCUGGGAGAGACAGCACAGUGCUGGUCGCUUAGGGAGAAGCGGAGAAAAUGUCAGGGAAGCUGAAUUUUAUGUUCACAUCAACAAGCAUUUGAGAGAGUCUGUUUGACACUAUUUUUCAAUUUCUUUAUUUUUUAUUUUUUAUUUUUCAGAGUACCAACCACAUACUUGCUUCUGGGGUCAGGCAGGGAUCAGAAGUAAAAUCUGAACUAAGUGACAUGAGCAAGGCUUUCUGACCUGUGUGUUUAUGUGUCUGGAAAAUGCAUUAUCACCACUCUGAGUCUCUUAAGGAGCAAGCUGUAAGUAGGUAUAGAUGAGAAAGGCUAUCUCAAAGUCUUAAGUUAUUGUUUCCAUAUUUUCUUCUUUAUAAACUCAGGAAUUAACCUGGUUUGUGGAUAGCAUAAUAUGGCUAAUAAAACUAUAAUUUGUAGGUCACUAGACGCAUCCUUUCAAAUGUUUCAUUUAAAGACUUCUAACUUUGUUUUAAUUGGGAAAACAUACUCCUCCUAACGGAAAAAUAAACCCAACAAAAGACUUCCAUCAACUCUUUCUAGAAGAGUGUAGCAUCAGUCAACAACUACCCCAGAGUGUGUGUUUCUUGCCAAUAGUAUUUCAACAAUUUUUAUGGGAGAAAAAAAUGCACGUGUUUUUAUUUAUUGGAAAAGUAAAUUCUCAGAGGGGAUAAUUUAAAGAAAAGCAUUGGUUUUGUAGACAAACUCAUGGCUCUAUAGUCCCUGUUCCAGUAUUGACUUUACUGUGUGACCUUGAACAAAUGAAUUAACUUCUCUGUGCCUCAGUUUCUCCAUCUACAAAGUGGAGAUAAUGAUACCAACCAGUGCCUACCUCAUAGGGAUGUUAUGGGGACAAAUGAAAUAAUAUAGAGAAAUACCAAUGCUUUGAACUCUGGGAGGAUGGUGCUACAUAAAUUGAUGCAGUAUUGUUUUUAAUGAUCCCAGUAUGAUGUUUAGGGCUUAAACAAUAGCAAUACUGUCAUGUUAAGAGUAAGCUUCAAUUCGAUGCAUAUUUACAACUCUCCUCUUGGCCAGGCCUUGAUCAUUCCACCAAUAAUGGUACCUACCGACUGAAAUGGUUGUUUCCUGUGUUUCUGCCCAUAGUAUUUUUAUUCUGAAUGUUCCCCAAAGGCUGGAGUUUAACUUCUAAUAUCUUACCGUUUACAUGUAAUGGACCAUAUUCAAGCUAUGUAUAAAGUAUAAUUACAUGUAAAUAGCAGGUACGUUAUAAUUAAAGGCACUUAUCAAAUUGUCUUGUUCUUUUUUAAUUGUAAUAAAAGUCAGUUUUAUAUAAAAA